UUUAGUUUCAUUUAAUCACCCACAAUUUAGUUCGAGUUCAAGUUUUUGUUUUCUUAUCGUGAUGGAUCAUAGAAAUUUAGACACUUGGUAUAAGGGCAAGUGCCACGCCCCUGGCAUAAUAGUCGAAGAGGAGGCCGAAGUCAGUGAAAGCAAUGAAGACACACAUUUCGCAGCUGAAGAGCCCGACUACGAUUUGGCCUACGAAGAACUGGAGUCCAUCAAAGGGCGGUUGCUGCUUUUGCGCAGCAAGUUGCUAAUAACACCUCCAGAUCCAUGUGAGCAGAAGUAUCCUAUUCCACUAGAGGACGAAUCCUUUCGUACACCCAACCAGCAGCUGUUGCUGCAACGCAGCAACUGUGUGCUCAAGUGCCAACUACAAAAGUUCAUGCAACAUUUGCAAACAACACGCAGUCAAAUCAAAGUAUUGGAAGCAAUGCGUGCCCAGCUGAACAAAUGUCUCGGCAAGAUGACCAGCGAGGUGCAGAAGUUUCAGGGUUUUCAGCAGAAGGCCAUCGAAUUCUUUGGCAUCUGCCUGGAGCGUCACGAGCAGGUGAAGAUGUGCAAAGUGGACAACGAUCACUUUGGCGCCAAGGUGCAAGCCAUGAUGAACCACACCCAAGCCAGACUGCGUUAUUUGGUGCCGAUGCGUUGCCACAAUCAGUUGCACUAUGAUCUCUCUGUGGAGUUGAUACUAAUGCGCAUCUUUCUACACUCGCUGUUCAGUAACAUGAUCGACGAUUGGAAUCACUGCAAACGCCAUUUCACAGAACGGAAUUGGCACUGCUCAGCUAUACUUCCCCCCGUGGACAAACAUUGAAGAGCCACCCAGCCAUGAAUGUAUUUCAUUUUUAUUUUAUUUGUUUGGCCAACUUGGUCAAAUUGCCGUCUACUAAUUGCGUCUGAAAUGUAGCUCAAUUAACAUUAUUGGCGCUCGGCGGCUUUUAUGGCACUUUUGUGGCCCCUUCGUAAUAAUUACAAAAUUUCAACUCUGCCGCGGCAAUUGCCUCAAAUUAA
Messenger RNA from Drosophila sulfurigaster albostrigata, 1014 nucleotides. RefSeq lists its product as uncharacterized. The record is from RefSeq and is a predicted model, not a curated record. NCBI's taxonomy places the organism in Eukaryota, Metazoa, Arthropoda, Insecta, Diptera, Drosophilidae. The transcript has 2 exons. Bases 62 to 817 code for a protein of 251 amino acids.